AUGGCGGAAACAGCUGGUUCUGACGUUUCUACUGUCAUUUCUACUGAUUACGGCAGAUCACCCCAUAUUUGUCUACAGUAGUGAUGCUUCAUGGUUGUAUUUUACUAGAUCAAUGGAAAACUUAAUAGACAUGGCUGAUCGCAGCUCAUCAGUGGAAAUGCCAGAAUGCCUACCCCCAGAGGAGGAAGAAGGAAAUGUGGAAUAUAAGCUGAAGUUAGUCAACCCAACUAAUUUCCGGAUUGAACAUCUUAUCACCCAGAUGAAGUGGCGUUUGGAGGAGGGAGAAGGAGAGGCUAUCUAUGAGAUUGGUGUGGAAGAUAAUGGAAUGUUGGCUGGAUUGGCCGACUCUGAACUAGAAGCUUCAAUACAAACCUUACAGACAAUGGCUAAAAGACUUGGAGCUUCACUAACUGUUUUACGAGAGAAAACAGUAGCAGAAAAAGAUUCUGAGACCGGCAAGAGACGACGUGCUAUGGAAGUUCUUGUGCGAAAAGUGCCAGAUGAUCAGGAGUUUAUAGAUCUACGUUUGGCUGUGUUAGGAAAUGUAGAUGCAGGAAAAAGCACACUUUUAGGUGUACUGACUCAUGGUGAGCUCGAUAAUGGAAGAGGACGGGCAAGGCUGAAUCUGUUUCGCCAUUUACACGAAAUACAGUCAGGCCGCACAUCUAGCAUCAGCCAUGAGAUUAUAGGGUUUGACUCGAGUGGAGAGAUUGUCAACUACAGUGGAUCGAGGAGUGUUGAGGAUAUUUGUGAAGCUUCAACUAAGCUAAUCACUCUGAUAGAUUUGGCUGGACAUCACAAGUACCUGAAAACAACCAUCUUUGGACUAACUGGAAACUCUCCUGACUGUGCUAUGCUCACAGUUAAUGCAAGUACUGGCAUGGCUGGAACAACCAAAGAACAUCUGGGGUAUGCAAUGGCUCUGAGAGUGCCUGUGUUUGUUGUUGUCACGAAGAUUGACCUGUGUCGCUCUGUGAUGGUCGAGAAAGCUCUGCGACAAUUAGAACUUAUCCUCAAAGGGCCUGGCUGUAAGAAGGUACCUAUUAGAAUAAAAACAGAGGAUGACGCCAUCACUGCUGCUUCAAACUUCGACUCUGAGGCUAUAACACCCAUCUUUAUGGUAUCCAGUGUGAAUGGUAAAAAUCUUGACCUGCUGAGAAAAUUUCUCAAUGUUCUACCUCCACUGAAGAGUCGAAAAGAUAGGGAAAAAUUAGUGCAGCACAGCACUGAAUUCCAGAUUGAUGAACUGUUUUCUGUACCAGGAGUUGGAUCGGUUGUUGGUGGAAACAUCCGCAGAGGUUCAAUACGAGAGGGAGAUAAGGUGAUGCUUGGGCCCUACGAAAAUGGAUUAUUUAGGUUGGUGAAAGUAAAAACUGUACAGAGGAAUCGGUUACCAUGCCGACUUAUCCAGGCUGGGCAGACGGCCACUGUUGCACUUCUUGAUGUGGAGAGAGAAGAACUUAGAAAGGGAAUGGUGUUAGUGAGUAACAAUCAAGACUUAUGUUCGUGUCGAGAGUUUGAGGCAGACGUGUACGUUCUGUUCCACACAAGUCGAAUAUCCACUGGUUUCCAGAUCACUGUCCAUAUUGGCACCGUGUGUCAAACUGCAGUCAUUGUCAAGAUGAACCAGAAGUAUAUAAGAACGAAUGAGAAAGCUUGUGUAACUUUCCGGUUAAUCAAACAACCCGAGUAUAUCUGUCCUGGUGCUCGCCUGUUGUUUCGAGAUGGAAAGACUAAGGGCAUGGGUGAAGUGCUGAAAAUCUUUCCAUACGAACAUGUUGAACGAUGAACACUAACCACUGCUGUUCUCCUGCCAACGAUCAUCAGUAAAACUAGUAGGAUUUUAAAAAGUGGAAUCCUGGUUCUUUGACAAUUAUUAAUAAUCUAGAAGUUGUUGUGUAUUUCACUUUUUUAAACAUAUUAACCAAAUUUAUUAAGGAACACUGGGCCUUCGUAAUUCACAAAAUAUUCUUAAUUUUGCAGAAUGUGAACUUGUUACGUUGUUUUCCCAUAUUUUGGUCCAAGGAGUUUGCACACACAUCAUAUUUACACCUGUGAGACUAUAAUAUUGUCUAAUGUGUCCCACCAGAUAAAAUGUUGACAAUUUAUGGCAGCAGAUAUAAUAGUUAAAGGCACUUUUUCCUGUUUUGAUUGUUAUGUUCAUGUGAUAGUUAAAUCUUAUGCUAGUAGAUAUUUUUAAUGCACUGUUAGUGUCCUUAUAUGAUAACAGAAUUUGAAACUUUUGAUGACAAGUCCCACAAAUUCUUUUGAGAAAUGGUUAUUGUUGCAUUGACUGAAGAUUUUUUAUUUAAACAUUAAGUUAACUAACAUCAUUAACUGCAAUUUUGAAACUGAAAGAAUACUGUAAAUGGUAGCAGCAUAAAUUUAUGGAAGUACUGUUAAUUUAUUUUUUUUAAAUUAUGAGAUACAAAUCAUGGGUUCAUGAACGUUUUCAGUAACGGAAAUGUUGGUUCAGAGUUCUCUAGACUUAUAUUUUGACAUUUAGAGGGGGUUUCAGUAACGGAAAUGUUGGUUCAGAGUUCUCUAGACUUAUAUUUUGACAUUUAGAGGGGGUUUCAGUAACGGAAAUGUUGGUUCAGAGUUCUCUAGACUUAUAUUUUGACAUUUAGAGGGGUUUUCAGUAACGGAAAUGUUGGUUCAGAGUUCUCUAGACUUAUAUUUUGACAUUUAGAGGGGGUUUUAGGUGUCAAGUAGCUGAUUAUUUGUUCCUCUGUUUUUAAUAGUUGGUAUGAUUAAUAACAGAAUGAUGUGUUAUUUAUAUCAUGUGAUUGAAAGAAAGCAUCCCACUUUUUGAAUUUGAAUAGCAUAAAAAGUAUGCAAUAUAGAAUCUUGACAUUUUGCACAAAAGCCAGUUUAUUUUGCUGUGUAUAGAUGGUGAUACAUUCAGGUUUAUUGCAACACUAUCAACUAUUCAGUAUGGGACUGUCUCUCGAAAAAAGUCAACUGCAGUCAUGUAGACAAUUUCACCAGUAGAAGAGCUUAAAGGAAAUCUUGGAUGUUUUAAAAAAACUAAAUAACCUGAUCUAUUAAGCUUUUAGUUUUAAUUAAUCAUACAUAGACGGUUUUAAAAAUAUAUUCUAGCUUAAUUUGCCUGCGAACAAAUUUGUUAAUUAUCACUCAGUCUAUACCUGUAAUUUGUAUUGCUCUUAAAAGUUUUGUUUUACACUGAGCAGUUGAGGAGAAAUAUAUUUUUAUGGUAUGUGUAAGUAUUAUUGCAUGCAUAUUAUUACAAUAGAAAAUAUCUGAAAAAAAUACUGCUGAUUAGUCUUGUAAAAUGUAUGCAUAGUUUGUAAAUUACUAUUUGUAGUUACUAAAUGCAUAAUUUAAAUAUGUUGUAGGUUUUGUUUAUAACAUUUUAGAAAAUAACCGUGUGUAAGAUUGUAUUAUGAAACAGGAAACCUUACUGUGGCUCCAUUUUCUCUUUUAAUAUGUAACUAGAUAAAGGCCAUGCCUACAUAUCAGGAUAUUGGUUGAUAUUGGCAGUGAUACCAGCCUUGUUGGUGUAUUGGAUAAGCCAAUAACUUCUGUCUCAUGAACUGCUAACCAUGAACUCUCCCUGGACAGAUAGGCCACAUAGCUAUGCUGUGUGACAGCAUAUUGGAUAUAAGCCUGAGCAUCAGUUUUAAGAGAAAAAAUUCAAGAUUCCUAGAUGCUUGUUUACAAAAUAUGUUUAAUGCAUCACUGUUUUCUAGUUUUUACCAUCUUGCUUAAAUACUAAGAUCACAUCUGAUCUCUGCAUUUUAUGAUGAAACCCAUGAAUAAUAACAAUUUGUGUUGAUUUGUAUGUAUAUAUGUUUACAAUACUAAAACCAUGUUACUUUAUUUUAUAUGUAUAUCAAGUUUAUUUGUGUUUGAUUUAUUUUUAAUGUAGAUGUGCUAAUUUGUAAAUAACUAUACGAUUUUAAGGUUUAUAAUUUUACAAAUUCAUAAUAUUCUUUUUGAUAGGUGAGUUUGUUUUUCUACUAUAGAGCUAUCCUGUGUUUCACGUUGGUUGGUAUUAAGUUGUACAAUUUCCUAUAGGUUUGUUUAGUUAUAUUUAGUUAUUGAGCAAUUUGCUUCAGUUAGAUUACUUUCGUUAUAUUAGUUCUGUUGAAGGGUUUGAAAAAUGUGUGUGUUCUAUUAAGAUGAAUUUGUAUUAUGUCAUUUGUGUUUGUUAAGGUUGUAUAUAUACUUGUGUUUUGUGAAGUUGUAAAACUUUUGAAUAUUUUAAGUCUUUCAUUGUCAUGUAUAUUUUAUUUGAUCAUGUUUAAGUUUGAUUCAUUAGGCUAUUUUGCAGUUAUUUCCCUUACCAUCUAGUUCGCUUGUUUUACACGAUAUAUUAAUGUUUAACAAUAAAACAUUUAUUUUAUCAGUUGGCAAGUAUUUCCAUCAAUAUAUAUACAGAUACUCUUUUAACUUAAUAUUACCCUUUUUCUAGAAUUUUAGGGUAUUUUUAGUCCCCUAUUGGUUCAACCAGAGGGGACUACAGGUAUUGUCUUUAUUUGACUGUCUGUCCAUCCAUCUUUCAAUCUGUUCGUCUGUACCAAAUAUAAUUUUCUGGAACUUUUUUCGUAAUGCCUUAAUAUAUUGAGCUGGAAUUUUGUAUAUAGCUUUAUCAUAUAGAGUUACAGGUCCGGUUUGAUUUUAAUGGGGAUUGGCCUAUUAUUGAGAGUUAUGGCCCCUGCACUUAGGAGAUAUGAAAAUUUGUUGGGCCCAGUAGGGACAUACGUGUAUUGCUUUAGCAGUACUUUUAGAAUGCGGUUGUUUUGGUUUUUGUUUAAACAAUUUUAAAGAAUAUUUUUAAUAUUAAGACCAUCGUCCUUUAAAUGUUAACCAGGCUUUUUCAGAGAUGUUAUCUUAAAACCUUUUAUGAACUAAUAAAAGUACCACCAAUUGAUGGAGAAAAGCUUAUGACAGUUGAUUAAAGUAUUUUGGGGGAAAUGACCAGUAAUUUAUUUUUAUCUAUUAGGCUCCAUCACUGGCAAUUGAUUCCAAACGCAGUAAAAUCAUGUCAGUUGUAACUUCCUGACUGCGGUAUGGACUGUCCAAUCUGAUGGGCAGCGCAUGUCAGAAACCCUUGCUGCUAAUCUGUAUGGGCAAUCCAUGUGGUGGCAGCAGGUUUUUCUACCCAGUUAUUAACCAAUUGACCUCUCUUCAACAGCCUACAUGUAGUUAGCAGUUGCAUUAUUUGGAUAAAAUUUUGUAAUUAAAAACCCCACCCAAAAGUUAAAACAGUUAUAAAUCAUGUUAUUGGAUCAAAUAUUCUCCUUUAACUUAGUUUUCAGAUUUAUGAAGGUCUCCAUGAGUACUCAAGUACCUGUGCAAGGAAGAGCACUUUCAUUUAAUUUUUUUGUUUUUUUUUACGUCAGUUUGUCAUUUGCUUACCACCGGUUACAUUAUAGGACUAUGAGACAUGAAGGGAACACAAAAGUCGAAUGUGUGGAAUGCAAUACAAUGGCAUUGUUUGUGAUCCAUGUUCAGCAUUCAUUGGGUGCAUAAUGCUAUUUUACUUUAUUCCUCAAUGUCAUCAUCAUCUAGUGUAAGUGUCGGGAGCUCUGGUUCGGGUCAAGUUUGACCAUCGAGUACUCGAGUCCAAUAUUUUAGACUUUUGGAGGCCCUAGAGGGUUGAAUGUAAUUGAUGUACAUAUACAUCAAUAAAAAUGUGAUUAAAUUCAUAUUCUGUUAUUGGAUACUAGUUUGUAGUCAAGAUUGAAGGUCAAAAUAACAGAACCGAGAGAAGAGUAUUGUGUACCAUACUGGUAACAUAAUAAUUUAUUACAUACACAAAAUAAUACUGCUUAGUAGGAAAAGAAAUGUUUGUUUAAUGAUGCCCCAGCACAUUUUAUACUUCAGCAAUAUAGUUAUGUUUUAUUUUACGACACCACUAGAGCACAUUGAUUAAUUAAUAAUCGGCUAUUGGAUGUCAAACAUUUGGUAACUCUGACAUAGUCUUAGAGAAACCCACUUUUCCAUUAGUAACAAGGGAUUCUUUAUAUGCACUUUCCCACAGACAGGAAAUCAGCAACUGAGUGUCAAACAUGAUAAAGACACAUCUUUAUUAGAUGGUAUUUCGAUAUGAAAUGCCAUACCAUGUUAAUAAUUUGUGUUCUUGCACUUUAUUUUGAAGGUGUUUCAUACAUAUUUGAUGUGAUUAUUGAACUACAUAGCCCAUGAAGUGGCAACAGUGGGUUUCCUCUCUCAAUAUCUGUGUGGUCCUUAAUCAUAUGUCUGAUGCCAUAUAUCACCCUAAAUAAAUUGUGUUAAGUGUGUUGUUAAAUAAAACAUUUCCUUCCUUCCUUUGCAUCAUGAAAUAUUAGUGUCUUGUAUGGUCUCACUAAAGUCAGUAACAUUUCCUGAUUUGCAGUAUAUAAUUCCAGAAUGCAAUGUGGUUAAUUAUCACUCAAUGAUUUUAUGUAAUUAUUACCUGAUCUACAUGUAUUCCAAAUUUUAUUACCUACGAGGUACAGCAUAACGAGGGUCAUAUUUAUCGUACGAUUUCCCUCAUAUGUCAUAACUAAAUCGUCUGUCCUCCUGACAUUGUUUUUUAACGAUUGGCUGUUGUAAGAGUACAUUUCUUUCUUAUUGGCUGACACGACAUUCCACAGAUACUACUUUCUUCAUUAAUACAUUUUUAUUUCGAGUGUAAGCUGAUCACAUGCCGUAAUGACAAAUACGUGUCUUUAAUUAAUUUAAUAAAACAUUGAGUAUUUAUGAUAACUUGUAUUAUAUUACGAUGUAGUUGUGACACAUCAAACACUUAAUUAUGAAUACAACGUUCACAACUGUUAGAAAUCUGUACUAAGGUUGAUGAGUCACUUUUCGCACCCUUGUUUUGGCUUUGUACAUAAUAAAUGUAGCAUAUCUUACCGUAAUUUCACUUGAAAGCCAUAUUUAGUCAAAGGUACAAUGUUUUAAUCAAAAGAUUUUCUUCAAACA
Molecule: messenger RNA, 6936 nt
Organism: Gigantopelta aegis
Lineage: Eukaryota; Metazoa; Mollusca; Gastropoda; Neomphalida; Peltospiridae
Product: GTP-binding protein 2-like
Exons: 12
Coding region: 113-1789 (558 amino acids)
Biological process (GO): translational elongation
Molecular function (GO): GTPase activity; translation elongation factor activity; GTP binding
Source: RefSeq, a predicted model, not a curated record